AUGUUGGUACCUAUAGAUGAUCCGCCGACUGAUGUGAUAUCGCGCGUUGUCUUCGGGCGCUCGCGCAAUCUUCUGUCGACCGCCUCCUGGGACAAGGUCGGUUCCUGGCGUUCCCGCCGACACGCUUUGCAGACGCUUAGGAUACACGAAGUCGAUGAGUCGAACCGCGGCCGUGCUUUGGGGAGUUGCAAGUGGACCAGCCCCGUGCUCGACUGCGCCUUCCUGGAAGACGACCGGAAGGUGGCUUUUGGAGACCUCGAGAAGAACGUGAACGUCUUCGAUCUGGAAACGGGCAAAGUGGUCACGCUAGGCAGUCACAAUGCUCCUGUACGUUGUGUUCAGUACCACAAUAAACUAAAUGUCGUCAUCAGCGGUGGCUGGGACAAGCGCCUGCGCGCAUUUGACGUGCGGAUAUCGGCCAAAAGGCCUGUUGCAGAGGUGGAAAUCUACGGGAAGGUGCACUGCAUGGAUCUGCUGAACAACACGCUAGUCGUUGGCGACUCCAUGAAGAGGGUAUACAUCUACGAUAUAUCGCGUGGAUUCAGUGGAUUUGCGACCCCGGAAACCAAAGACGGGGUGCUCAAGUUCCAGUACCGUUCAAUCAAAUGCUUCCCCGACAACCGGGGGUUCGCCCUCGGAUCCAUCGAAGGACGUGUGGCGUGGGAGUAUUUCUCAAAGCAGCCCGAGACCGUAUCGCAACAGUACGCAUUCAAGUGCCACCGCAAAAAGACCUCCCCGGAGUCCGACGUCGCCUACGCCGUGAACAGCAUCGACUUCCACCCGCGUUUCGGGACGUUCGUGACUGGUGGCGCUGAUGGGCUUGUGUGCGCCUGGGAUGGCCUGAGUCGCAAGCGUCUCUGGAGGACCACUAGCCUCCCAACAGCGGUGUCAUCGGUCUCAUUCAACAGCGCCGGUGACAAGCUUGCUAUCGCAAUCUCGGAUGUCUUCCAGCUGGAAGGCGAUCCAGCGGCUCGUCCCUGCGUACUGGUUCGUGGCAUCAACAGUGACGAGUGCAAGCCACGCAACUCCACGAAAUGA
This is a messenger RNA of Babesia ovata, 1038 nucleotides long. RefSeq names its product mitotic checkpoint BUB3 family protein, putative. NCBI's taxonomy places the organism in Eukaryota, Apicomplexa, Aconoidasida, Piroplasmida, Babesiidae. Gene Ontology annotation, cellular component: kinetochore; mitotic checkpoint complex; bub1-bub3 complex. Gene Ontology annotation, biological process: mitotic spindle assembly checkpoint signaling. The transcript has 4 exons. The record is from RefSeq and is a predicted model, not a curated record. Gene Ontology annotation, molecular function: ubiquitin binding. The coding region runs from base 1 to 1038 and encodes 345 amino acids.